CGGUGAUCAAGAAACGUAUCAGUGUUCUUGUGCAAACGCAGAAAGACCAAAAGCAGUACGUCGUGUUUAACGUCAGAUACGAAAAGCCCUCUGUAAGAACGCUCGUCCUGGUCGCGGAGACCGAAUUAAACGACGGUGAGCGCACGAAACGGCCAUCGUACGUUCUUCCGACCUUUGCCUAGCAAAGUGUUGGACUGUCUAAGUUAGUGCUAGCAAGAAAUACGGACCACAGAUAGCAAUUGAGUGAAACUCCGUUUCAUGCAUGAAACGUGACAGCAACGUGUUUGUAGACGCUUGGUUGGCACUCGGGUACUUUCGAGUGUUUAUAACAUUCUACAACUACGGGACCGCUACGCCUUUCGCUUUCCGUUGAGGUCGAGGAACCCGAGUGGGGAAGUCUGAGGGGACCGCCCGAGGCACUACUGGUCACGAUAGGUACUCCGUGGCCGACUUCUGCGGUACGUUGAUUGGAUGGAAGAAAGCUGCAGAGAGAGUCCAGCCGAAUCAGGCCAGGCAUUGCCUCUCACAAGAGACUCCAGCAGUCAGACCAUCAGCGUAGUGCAAGGUCUUGGCCCCAGGUUCUCCAAGAUCAACCUGUUUAGCUUGUUGAGUUUGUGGCUGGAGCUGUUCCCUCAAGAGCGACCAGAGGACAACAACAAUCCGAUCCGCAGCGUGGGUCUCGUGGUGGUGCGGGAGAGUAAGGUGGUGGGGCUCCACUAUAGUGGUCAUGAGCUCCACGCGGGCCAAGCAGCCAUAAUCCAACACGCUGCCCGCUUGGCCGACUGUCAGCUGUACUUCUCUCGGCGACCAUGUGCCACCUGCUUGAAGAUGAUCAUCAAUGCUGGAGUGAGUCAGAUCUCCUUUUGGCCUGGAGACCCCGAGGUCAGCAUGCUGAGAUCCGGCCCCCACGCUCCUGCGGGCCAGAUCUCCGAGGAAGCCACGCUAGACGCUGUGGCUACAGAGAAGCUCAAGUCCAACAGCCGCUCGCACAUCUGCUUGCUACUGCAACCUCUGGCAACUGGCAUGGUGCAGUUUGUUGGCGAGACGUCCAGAGAGUGUGAUUUCAUGGCGACGCUGACCGAUGAUGACCCCGGCCUGAACACAGAGGAAGUCUUCUGCAGUGAACAAGAGAAACACUUUGAAGAUUUCUCCAAACGCUUCCUGAUUGAGGACUGCCAUCAGCACCGAGAGAUUUUGAACCAAAUGCAUCUGGAGAACUUCUGCGUGGAGCCCUACUUUUCCAACCUCCGACACAACAUGAGGGAACCUGCGGCCCCUGAGACAUUACUCACCAGCUCGGCGUCGCCCCCUCAUCAUGAGGGAGUGUCCCAAGAAGUCGCCCGUCAUUGCAUCAUCCAAGCCAGGCUACUUGCUUACAGAACAGAGGACCCUAAAGUAGGUGUUGGCGCCGUUGUCUGGGCCAGCAGACGGUUGGCUGGCCUUAAUGGACUCGGUCGUCUGUCCCUGGUGGGUUGUGGCUACAAUGCUUACCCAGCGGGCUCGCAGUACGCCGAGUACCCACUCAUGGAUGACAAACAGGAGGACCGAAAGCGGCGCAAGUACCGCUACAUUAUCCACGCUGAGCAGAAUGCCCUCACCUUCAGGACUCGCGAUAUCAACCCGGAGGAAGCCGCCAUGCUGUUUGUGACGAAGUGUCCAUGUGACGAGUGCAUCCCUCUGAUUAGAAGUGCAGGCAUCACGCACAUUUACACCACCGACCACGACCGUGACAGGAACAAAGGAGACAUUUCUUACCUCCGAUUCAGCAACUUGAAGGGAAUCCAAAAGUUCAUCUGGCAAAGGGACCCUGUUGCAUCUCCUUUGAACAUCACCAAUGGUCACAGUAGCAAGCGCAACAGGGAAGAGACGCAGGAGAAGCACAGCAUCAAGAAGCUCCGCGACAGCAGAUCUAAUAACUUGCCCCCCGUCAGCUGAGCGUCAGCCCCCCGAACAGUGGCACCGCAUGUGCACAUUGGAACUGAACUGGCAGCGUAAAUCUUCCAAAGAUUUGCGUGUACGCCACUUGGAUCAGCAUCGAGACACACGAAAACUGAGCUGACCACACUGACCUCAUCGCUCAGCAGCAGUUUAGAGUACAUUGAAGAUACUGUAUAACCCUAAUGUGGGUUGUGGUUGUCAUUAUGUAAGGAUCACUGUAUUGAGUUGUUUUAGAUGUAUGUGUGAUUCCUAGUUAAUGUCCAGGGUUAUGUAUUUUAAUGGACUAAUGAUGGUUGUGAUUUUUGUCAUUCUGUUUGUAAUAAAUAGGAUAUGCACGAAUGCGACAUAGCGCCAACAGAUGCAGCUUGAUUCCACCGCUUUUAAAUUCAGUCAAGAAUUCCCAACUUCCACUUGGCUGAUAAGAAUGCUUUAAUCACGAGGCUUUAGUCAGCCUGGUGUAACUUGAGGCUGCCUGCCUGCCUGCAAACCUUGUGACAAAUGAAAGUACAGAGAUUGAGUUUCCAUCCUUAUAUUCAUUCUCGGUAUAGUACACAAUGAAGCUAGCUGCAUCUCGUACGAGAUGAAAAGCUAGCAACGAGAUCCAGAAUGCGGACAAGACUUGGUCAAACAUCCACAGGGAAAUGAACGACUCAUUAAAGCUUAAGUUUUGUGUG
Hippocampus comes (tiger tail seahorse) is the source of this 2612-nucleotide messenger RNA. It is a transcript of the gene cdadc1, whose product is annotated as cytidine and dCMP deaminase domain containing 1. The transcript is spliced from 12 exons. The record is from RefSeq and is a predicted model, not a curated record. Lineage: Eukaryota; Metazoa; Chordata; Actinopteri; Syngnathiformes; Syngnathidae. Gene Ontology annotation, molecular function: dCMP deaminase activity; zinc ion binding. Gene Ontology annotation, cellular component: cytoplasm. The coding region runs from base 472 to 1935 and encodes 487 amino acids.